Molecule: messenger RNA, 576 nt
Organism: Loa loa (African eye worm)
Lineage: Eukaryota; Metazoa; Nematoda; Chromadorea; Rhabditida; Onchocercidae
Exons: 2
Coding region: 1-576 (191 amino acids)
Source: RefSeq, a predicted model, not a curated record
AUGACAACAAUAACAGUUGCUACUACUACUGCUAUAAAAACAAAAACAACGACAACAACAACGACAACAACAAUAACAACGACAACAACAGUGAUAACAACAGCAACAACAAUAGCAACAACAAUGACAACAACAACAACAACAACAAUAACUAUAACAACAACAACAAAAAUAACAACAGCAACGACAAUAACAUUAAUAACAACAACAGCAGCAACAACAACAGCAACAACAAUAACAACAGCAACGACAAUAACAACAGUAACAACAACAACAGCAUCGACAAUAACAACAAUAAUAACAACAGCAGCAGCAACAACAACAACAAUAACAGCAACAAUAGCAACAAUGAUCAACAAUCAGCAGCACAACGACAAUAACAACAAUAACAACAACAACAACAACAACAACAACAAUAACAACAACAGCAACGACAAUAACAACAAUAAUAACAACAGCAGCAGCAACAACAACAACAAUAACAACAACAAUAGCAACAAUGAUCAACAAUCAACAGCAGUAACAGCGACAACAAUUAUUAGAACACCAAUGGGAAGAAAGAAAUUUCGAGGAUGA